AUGAAUGAAAACAAAUUAAGUAAUUCUAUGGAUGACUUCUGUGAACGCAUGGACCAAUGGAAUCGGGGUGAAGGUGAAUCCCAUCAACAUGCAUUUAGUUUAGGACAACUUUUAUUAAAGGAAAAUACAAAUUCUAAAGGAGUAGGUGGAGCUACUCGUGGUAUAUUUCUUAUUGGCGAUCAGAGUUCAUCGAAAUCUACUACUGUAAACAGUAUUAUACAACAAGUGGCAUUACAAAUGGGUAAUAAUACCGUCACUAAAAUUAGAACUUGGAUUGAUCAUCGAUAUGAUCCCGAAUUGGAAGUAGCAAAAUAUGACUUGCUGAUAGAAAAACAUGACAAGUCAGAAAAUCCUGUAACGCUUCUUCAUAAUCGCAGCUUACAGGAUCUAACUACUGAAUUUGCAAAACUUAACGAAACGAUUACUGAUAGUAUUACUCGUCGUACAUUAGAUAAAGUGAUAGAACGUCAAAAAUCACAAAAUGAUAGUAUAGUACUUUUGUGUAUCUCAGCAACAAGAGCUUUUGAAAGCUCAUCCUGGACUCGACAUAUGGAUUUAAUAGAAAAACUUGAUGGCAAGAAUUUAAUUGUCCUUGUUACAAGGAUGGAUUUACUUAACAUUAGCGAAGUCUCUCAAGAGAUAAGAACUAAUAAAGAAUUCAUAAAAACGUUACCGGAUAAUGUUUUUGACAUUCAAGUAGAAAGUAAUGACUUCGGACCUCUUCGCUGUAGUUCAUGGGAUAUCCUCCAAUAUUUUCGUACAAAAAUUGAACUUCAAGCCAAGCCUCAUCAUCUUCCAGAUGGUGUGCAGUUUCAUUACGCGGCCUCCAAUAGCGAAAGUUUGGAUGAUUUGUUGGAGCAGGGAUGGGAUGCAUUUAAGAAAUCAGAAGAAAAAAAUAAUGAAAUGAUGCUCGAAAUUCUUUGCGGAAAAAAGGAUGAAUGGAAAAAGCAUGGUAUUGAAUUAAUUGAAUUGAGUUAUAAACAAAGUGAAUUCAGAAAUUCAGUUGGAAUGGAAAAUUUACGGAAAAAAUUACUCAAUACAUUACAUAUACAUAUUGUGAAAGCUGCAAAGGAACUUAUGAACUAUACAUCCGAAUGGCAAUCUAAUAAAAUAAAGGAACUAAAUAUAAUGGUAAAGCGUAUUGAGUCUUUUAAAGAUCGAUCAGAAUUGAUAACUUCGUUCUGCAGAAAGUUUAUAGUAGUAUUUCAGACGCUUUUUGCUUCACCACUAUAUACUCCAACUAUUCAUUCUAACCAUCGGUUGAAAAAAUUUGGAAAUGAAAUCAAAAAGGCACGAGAAGCUAGAACGGAAUACGGUUGGUCUUUAAUUGAUAUGUGGGAAAUUUUCGAGACUCUUAAAGGCACUAACGGAUUUGCAGAAUUUCCGCCUCAAGAAUUUUGCGAUAAAAAUUUUCAAAAAUACAUUGACGACGUCGAGAGUCAUAUCAAUUCGGCUGAUGCUCGUUUAAAUACUGCGCAGAUGUUAAUACAGAGGUUAACACAAGAAUAUACAUUGAGGUCAUCUCUUAUUAGUUUGCAAAAGCCUGAUGCUAAAAAGUUCGUUUCACGUCAGGUACAAGCGUCAACAGCAACCCAAUUAAGUUUUGGUCCCGCAGUCGAUCAAAAAAUUAGCGAAGAUUACGGUAAAAUUUUCUGCAUACAUGAUAAAUAUAAACAAGAGAAUACUAACAGUGGUACAGAAAAUUCUAUCGAAAUGCGAGGGGGAAACCAAUGGGUGUCUGUUCUUGGAGCAUUGUGUCUAUUGUUGCAUGCAGAAUAUACCAUUCAUAUCAUGCGCGACACAGAAUUUUCUUUUCUGUUACGAUUGCAAAGUGAAGAUCCGAUGAAAGGUAUUUUGGUUUCAAAAUUCAAGCAAUAUUGGGAAUUAAGAAAUGAAAAUAAGGAAAAUUCGGUAGACCAGCAAAGUACAGAGAAACAAAUUGCAGAAAUUAUGAAGUCUAUGGGAAAAAUAGGAAAACUUAAAUUUAAAAACACCGAAUCAGCUAAAGUACCACCAAUUGAUGAUAUAUCAUGGGCAAUCUAUGCUAUGUUCUUCGAGAAAUCAUAUAGUCUUUUAAAAGAAACAUUAGACGAACGUACUGAUUUAGUAGUCUUGACGCAUGCUACAUCACUUGUUCAUUGUUAUCAGUUGAGCGGCAUCUGUGUGCAUCGAGAUGAAGAUUAUCUGAUGAAAUGGGCAGCAGAUAAUCCGAAUUCCGCAUAUGGAAGGGCAUUUGUGGUUACUGAACAGGACGUUAUAGAUUUAGUGAAACCGUCGCCCGACGAGACUCAGCAAAUUGCAGAUUUUCCAAAGAGAAAGACUUUUCAUGAUUUAACAAUGGAUAAUUUUAAAAUGUUUCAAAAAGGGAAAAAGAAUGGCAAUGAGUUACAGACUAAUUCGGCAGGAGAAAUAAAAAACAAGCCCUUUAUUUUUUCAACUCUGCCGGAAACGACGACUGAUAGGAUCAGAAAUUCUAUGAAAGGAAAACCACUAGAUCAGGAAGACAUGGUAAAGUUAUUUAUAGAUCUUGUUGAUAUGGGAAGAAAUCCAGACACGUUUGAUGAACCCGAAAGCAAGACUAAUCUUUCUGAAAAAGAAGAAAGUGCCGUUAACUAUGUAUAUAGGCGCCGUUUGACUAUGGGAAUUUCAAGCAGUAUCACUGACGUUAUACAACAGCUUGCUAAGGUGCAGUACAAUUUCAGCCACCAACAGAUUGCCGAUACUCUAAAACGUGAGCUACUUGGCCGCGUCGCAUCUUUGUUGCUUGGUUAUGAGUAUCCAUAUCACCCCGACGAACGCCCUUCAUCCAAAUGGUAUCUCUCACCAGAAGUAGUUAUACGAUUUCUUGUUGCCAAUGAAUCAGUCUUUGAAAGCAUGUCAGAAUCAGAUGAAAGGAACUGGAAAGUUUUACUUGAUCAUCGGAUAUCAGAGUCACCACUUGUUAUGCGCAUUGAGAAUUUAAUAUUAAACACGUAUAAUAAUGUUGUAGUUGCAAUUUUUGAAGACAAAGAGGAAGAUAUACCCAAUAUAGAUUUUGAUGAGAAAAAAACGAUGGCUGAUAUUAAUAAAUUAAUCAAAGAUGGUGAUCAAAAUGAUGAUGGUAAUGAUGACAGUGAAUAUAAAGAUAAUGAAGAAAAUACUAAAUAG
Messenger RNA from Cetraspora pellucida, 3147 nucleotides. The record is from the annotation of a GenBank genome assembly. NCBI's taxonomy places the organism in Eukaryota, Fungi, Glomeromycota, Glomeromycetes, Diversisporales, Gigasporaceae.